This is a messenger RNA of Hemicordylus capensis (graceful crag lizard), 5042 nucleotides long. RefSeq names its product Janus kinase 3 (gene JAK3). The transcript is spliced from 24 exons. Gene Ontology annotation, biological process: cytokine-mediated signaling pathway; hemopoiesis; cell surface receptor signaling pathway via JAK-STAT. NCBI's taxonomy places the organism in Eukaryota, Metazoa, Chordata, Lepidosauria, Squamata, Cordylidae. Bases 475 to 3831 code for a protein of 1118 amino acids. Gene Ontology annotation, molecular function: non-membrane spanning protein tyrosine kinase activity; ATP binding; cytokine receptor binding. Gene Ontology annotation, cellular component: cytosol; membrane; cytoskeleton. The record is from RefSeq and is a predicted model, not a curated record.
UCCGCCCACUCCAACCUUGGGGAAUUGCGGGGAGGGGAAUUGGAGGGAAGUGUGUAUAAGUAAUAAUCAGUUAAUUAAAACUCUAUCCAGAAGAUACCGCCCCCUCUCCUCUUCUUUUUUUAAAGGUCCCAUCCUUUCCAGCUCAGCCACUGCUUCUCUUUUUCUCUCUUCCACCAUGAGACUGUUCUCAGCUGACAAUCUCCACCAGCACAGGAAACAGUUCUCCGAAAAGGCACAGUUCUCUGAAAGUGACAGGAAAUGAACAUGGGACUUUUUUUGACUUUUCCCCCCACUUCUUUGUCAUCAGCCGCCCACACAGUCCCCAAACUUCAGAGGGGCUCACCCCUAACGGCAGUUGCCCAGGCCCAUACCUUGCCUCUCUUGUCUUUCUCUCCCUGGUCCCCGGUCAUCUUUGGAUGAUUUCAAAAGAGAAGAGCAGCCCUCUGCUUGGACUCCUCUUACAAGGCUUGAGUGAUGCCUCCCAUAGGUGAAGACACCCCCUUGAUUGUCAGUAGAACCAGCAGUCUUUCCUCCAACAAUGCAGGUGUCCUCCGGGUACAUCUUUACCACCAGCCAAACGUCCACUUGGCCCCAGAUUCAGUUAGCAGCCUGACCUUCAUGUAUGGAGAGUACACAGCAGAGGAACUAUGUGUUGCUGCUGCCAAAGCAUGUGGGAUCCUUCCUGUCUGCCACUCCCUCUUUGCACUGGCCACAGAGGAUCUCAAGUGCUGGUUCCCACCCAACCAUGUAUUUACGGUGGAGGAGUCCUGCAGCCAAGUGGUUGUCUACAGAAUUAGGUUCUGCUUCCCUGAUUGGUUUGGACCCAGAAAAUCCUAUCGUGUUGGGCUAAUGAAUGAACAAGCAAACCCUGUGCUGGAUUUCCCAGCCAUUGAUUACCUUUUCGCUCAGGUCCGCAGUGACUUUAUCCAUGGAAAGAUGGAUGUGCCCCUGACACUGGAGGCCCAGGAGACAUGCCUUGGCCUGGCUGUGCUUGACAUGCUACGGAUCUCCAAGGAGAGGAAAGAGACCCUGGGAGAUGUCUUUAGAAGUAUCAGCUACAAGUCAUGUCUUCCGGAAAAGCUGCGUGGCCUGCUCCAAGCCAAAAGCUUUGUCACCCGGAAGCGCAUCCGGCACCAGUUUUGCCAGUCCCUGCGUAGAGUCAGCAGCCUCCAAACGGAGGAGCACUCCCUCAAGAUGAAGUACCUCAUGGAGUUGGAGGGCAUGGAGGGGGCCACAGCCAAGGAGACCUUCCCCACAAGGGUCCCUGGCCAGACAGCAAAGGAAGCCACUCGGCUGAUCCACGUCUCUGGGGAGAAAGGGAUCUCCUUGAGCCACAGUGGUGAUGAGACCUGCCACCCCUUCUGUGAUUUUCCCGACAUCGUUGACAUCACCAUCAAGCAAGCAAGCCGAGAGGCUCUGCCCGUGGAGAACCGCAUCGUCAACGUGACCAAAAUGGACAGCCAGAUGCUGGAAAUGGAGUUCCCCACCCUGAGAGAGGCCUUGUCCUUUGUCUCCCUCAUCGAUGGCUAUUACCGGUUGACAGUCGACGCUCACCACUAUUUCUGCAAAGAGGUUGCUCCCCCGAGACUCCUGGAAGACCUGGAGAACCAGUGCCACGGCCCCAUCACGUCAGAAUUUGCAAUAAAUAAACUGAAAACAAUGGGAUAUAAAGAAGGCUCAUACAUCCUUCGUCGCAGCCUGGAAAAUUUCGACAGCUACCUGCUCACCACCUGCACUGAGACCGUCAUUGGGAAGGAUUUCAAAAGCCUGCUGAUACAGAAGAACAGGGAUGGCACCUUCUCAACGGCUGGAGUCACCAAGAAGUUCUGUAGCCUACGGGAACUUCUGGGCACCUGUCAGCAGUUCAGCCUUCAGGCCGAUGGGACGCUCAUCCAGUUACACACCCAUUGCCCCCCACAGCCCAAAGAAAAGUCUAACCUGCUGAUCGUGCGAGGGGGCAGCUGCCGCCAGCUUCCCAUAUCUCCGUCUGCCCCACGACGCACCGUCAACCAGAUGAUGUUCCACAAAAUCCAGGCAGAGAACCUGACACAGGAUGAGAACUUGGGACAAGGAACCUUCACUCGAAUCUACCGGGGUCUCAAACAUGACACCGAGGAGGAGGAGGACGCGGAGGAGGGAGGCGAGGCUGGGAUUCGCGCGGUGGAGGUGGUGAUGAAAGUCUUGGACCUCAGCCACAUUCACUGGGUCGAGCCCUUCCUGGAAGCAGCCAGCAUGAUCAGCCAGCUCUCCCACAAGCACCUCAUCCUACUCUACGGAGUCUCCAUUGGGGCUGAAAACAUCAUGGUGCAAGAGUACAUCCGGCAUGGGGCCCUGGACACUUACCUGCGGAGAAAUCAAGCCACCGGCAAAGUCACGGCAACCUGGAAGCUACAGGUGGCUAAACAGUUGGCCUAUGCCCUCAACUUCUUGGAGGACAAGAAGGUCCCCCAUGGAAAUGUCUCUGCCAAAAAAGUGCUUCUGGCUCGGGAGGGGGAUGCGACAAGUGGAAGACCCCCUUUUAUCAAACUCAGUGACCCCGGAGUCAGCGUCACAGUCCUUAACAAAGACCUGUUAAUACACCGUAUCCCAUGGGUGGCCCCGGAAUGCCUUGAGGACCCCAAGAACCUCACAUUGGAGUCGGACAAAUGGAGCUUUGGCGCCACCUUGUGGGAAAUCUUUAAUGGCGGAAACAUGCCCUUGAGUGCAAUGGAGCCUGGAGUGAAACUCAAGUUCUGCCAGGACCAACAGCAGCUCCCGCCUCUCAAAUGGACAGAGCUGGCCAACGUGGUGGCCCAGUGCAUGGAUUACAGCCCUCCAAGGCGCCCAGCCUUCCGCGCCCUCAUUCGGGACCUCAAUUGCCUCAUCACAUCAGAUUAUGAACUUCUCUCAGACCUCCCGAUGACGGACAGCUUUGGAGGACCCACGGACAUGUCCACGUACCAGGGUCCCACCAUUUUUGAGGACCGGCACCUCAAAUACAUUUCCGUGCUGGGCAAGGGGAACUUUGGCAGCGUGGAACUGUGCCGCUAUGACCCACUGGGUGACAGCACCGGUGAGUUGGUUGCCGUGAAGCGUCUGCAGCAGAGUUCAGCCAAGCAGCAGCAAGACUUUGAGCGGGAGAUCGCCAUCCUGCGUUCACUGCACCACGACUUCAUCGUCGCCUACCGGGGCGUGUGCUACAGUCGGGGUCGGAACUGUCUCCGCUUGGUCAUGGAAUAUCUGCCCAACAGCUGCCUGCGGAACUACCUGCAGAAGAACCAGGCACGGUUGGACAUCAAGAAGCUGCUGCUUUAUGCCUGGCAAGUCUGCAAGGGCAUGGAGUACCUGGGCUCUCAGCGCUAUAUCCACCGCGAUCUGGCCGCCAGGAACAUCUUAGUGGAAAACGAAAAUCGCGUCAAGAUUGGGGACUUCGGCCUGGCCAAAAUCCUUCCUCAGGGCAAGGAAUACUACGUCAUGCGGGAGCCUGGGCAGAGCCCCAUCUUCUGGUACGCUCCAGAAUCUCUGACAGAUAACAUCUUUUCCCAAGAGUCUGAUGUCUGGAGUUUUGGAGUCGUCCUCUAUGAGCUGUUCACCUAUGGCAGCAAGAGCCACAGCCCUUCAGAGGAAUUUCUCCACAUGAUGGGACACCGCACGCCACCCCAGCUCAUUUUCCACCUCUUAGACCUGCUGAAAGAGAACAAGCGGCUCCCGUCUCCUGCCGGCUGCCCCAUGGAGGUGUAUACUCUGAUGCAGUCCUGCUGGGCCUUCGCACCGCACCAACGGCCCCAGUUCUGCAAGCUGGGACCACAAAUUGAGGCUCUUAGGAACAGCCACUGCAAGCCAAGGGGCUAGGAGAAGCCAGAACUGGAUGUAUACUCCCCAAGUCAGGGAGGUGGAGGACUAAGCCCUGUAGAGAAAAUGAUUCUCUUCUUCUUGAGUGGCUAGAUCUGCAAGCCCACCCUCGCUCCACGAGCACAGCACACCCACCCACCUCCCCAAACUCCCCUAGCUUUAUUCCCCCUCCCAGCUCUUAAACACACAAGAAGAAACUUGAUGGACCAGAGAAAAUAUCUAUCUAGUCCAGCAGCCUGUUUCCAGCAAGGGACAGCCAGAUUCCCCAGUGGGAAGUUGACACACAGGGCACAAAGGCAAUAGCCCUCUCUAUGCUCCCUAGCAACUGACAUCCAGAGGUAGAUUGCCUCCAAACAUGGAGGCACCACUUAGCAUUCAUAGCAAAUGCCCUCUGGGCCUGAGGAACUGUGGCUCUAGUCAGUGGCAAUCUUGAGCUUAGACGGAUCAAUGGUCUGACUCAGAAGAAGGCAGCUUUACAUUUGCAUUUGCUAAAGAUGUUUUUUUUUAGCAGGCAAACUGGAUCUCCAUGUUUACUAACAAGCCCCACAGUAUUUAGGAGCAGGUGAUAAAUAUAUUCUUUUCUUUAAGAUUACACAUUGUGCCUGUUCUGAAACAACUACCACAUUAUGGCUGUUCUAAAACAGUAGCACUGGCUGCCGAUACGUUUCCGGGCAAAGUACAAAGUGCUGAUUAUUACCUUCAAAGCCCCGAAUAGCUUAGGUUACCCGAGAGAUUGCCUUUCUCUCCAGGAUCUUCACUGCUCAUUGAGAUCAUCAGGAGGGGUCCGUCUUCGGGUGCCACAAGUUCAUCUGGUGGCGACCUGGGAUCGGGCCUUCUCUGCUGUUGCCCCUAGUUUGUGGAACACACUCCCUGUGGCCGUGAGAAGAUGGUCUUCCUUGGAGGCCUUCAGGAGAGCCUUAAAGACCCACCUUUUUAGCCUGCCUUUUAAUGGUGUCUAGUUUUAAUAGUAAUUUUAAUCUGCUUUUAAUUGGUUUUUUAUUGUAAUUUUAAUCUUCUUACAAUUGGUUUUUGAUUUUAAUUGUUAUGUAUUUUUUAAUUUUAAUGUAAAGUGCCCUGAGCCACUUUAGGGAGGAUGGUAUAUAAAUUGAAUGAAUGAAUAAACAAACAAACAAACUGUUUUCCCAAGACUGCUUUAUAAAUGCAGAUUUGAGGGCACUUAAUCAAUCAAUCAAAAUAAAAUAUAAAAGGUU